AUGAGACUUCACUGGGUGCUAUCCCUGUUGCCUGCUGUCUACAGCAUCUUUGCUGGGCCACCCAGACCCAACACCGCUAAGAAUCUCGUCGAAACCUUUGACCAUUAUCCUGUCAACUCCACGAAAUCCAAACUGCUCAUCGGCAGAAACUCCACUGGUGACACCUGCAAACCAGAGCCAACGUCGCGAUACCUCAACUCUGUCACAGAAAAGUUUGCCGUCAAUGGAACUGGAAUCCCAGAAGUCGAUUUCGACGUAGGCGAGUCGUACGCGGGCCUUUUGCCAAUCAGCAACAAGACCGAUGAAAAAGACAAGAUGUUCUUCUGGUUCUUCCCAACCGUCAAUGAAGAGCACAAGGAUGAUAAGGAAAUCGUCAUCUGGCUCACCGGCGGUCCCGGCUGCUCGUCUCUCAUUGCCUUGCUCCAAGAAAACGGCCCCUUUUCCUGGCAACCUGGAACCUUGAAGCCGAAGCGCAACCCUUGGAGCUGGCACCUUCUCACCAACGUCGUCUGGAUCGAGCAACCGAUCGGCACGGGCUUUUCCGAGGGCGAACCCAGCAUCACCAAUGAGGACGAGCUAGCGGCCCAGUUCAUGGGUUUCUGGCGCAACUUUGUCGACGUUUUUGGCUUGCAUGGCUGGCGUGUCUACAUCGCCGCGGAGUCGUAUGGCGGCUUCUACGGUCCAUACAUCUCGAGCCACUUCAUUGAUGCCAACGACACGGAUCAUUACAAUCUGGCAGGCCUGAUAAUUUACGACGGAGCUACAACUGUCGAAACUGUCCAAUACUACCUCCCGAUUCUGCCCUACAUCUCUCGCCACGCAUCUGAGUUUGCUCUUGAUGACAAUACGUAUCUUACGUUUCCUCCAUCAGGCACGCAGCCCAUCAUUGAUCCUGUAACGGGCAUGCUGCCCAACGUCACGUCCAUUACAAACACGACUUGUAUCGAAACGUUGACAGAGACCGUCCAGAACGGGAUUCUCAAGACAAACCCCUGUUUCAAUAUUUAUAAUAUUCUCGACCAUUGCCCUAUGGUCUAUACCCCUAUCGACGAUCCCUAUUCCAGCAGUACAGACAAUCCUUAUUUCAACCGCGCUGACGUCAAAACGGCCAUCCAUGCUCCCGCUUCGGCUACUUGGCACUCGUGCGUUUCACCUAGUCAGGUCUUCAAACCUAACGAUAGCUCUCUGCCAUCAGGCCAGAAGCAACUCCCACGAGUCAUUGAAGCAACCCAAAAUGUCAUCUUCGCCCAUGGCGAUGCUGACUGGGUCAUUCCCAUGGAUGGUGUCCUCUUGGGCAUCCAAAACAUGACAUGGGGCGGGAAGAUGGGCUUUCAGUGCAAGCCAAAAGAUCCUUUUUAUGUUCCCCUUUACGGCUUCGACCCCUUUGGCAAUCAGACCGUGUAUUACGCUAGUGACAUGCUAGCCGGGACGGGUGUUAUGGGGACAGUGCAUGAGGAGCGAGGAUUCACUUUUGUGGUGACCAAGUUGGCAGGACAUCAAGGGCCGGGAUAUGCUCCGGCUGCCUCGAUUCGACAUUUGGAGAAGCUGCUGGGGAGGGUCGACAGCCUGAGCCGAACGGAGCCGUUUACGUUGCCGGAGCUGAGGAACAUUACGCAGCUUGAGGAGCCUCUCGGGAUGGGAACUGUGCACAUCCCGGAAGGUAAGGGGUCGACAAAGCCGUUGGAGGGUUAG
Molecule: messenger RNA, 1692 nt
Organism: Trichoderma breve
Lineage: Eukaryota; Fungi; Ascomycota; Sordariomycetes; Hypocreales; Hypocreaceae
Product: serine carboxypeptidase domain-containing protein
Exons: 4
Coding region: 1-1692 (563 amino acids)
Biological process (GO): proteolysis
Molecular function (GO): serine-type carboxypeptidase activity
Source: RefSeq, a predicted model, not a curated record